Drosophila miranda is the source of this 777-nucleotide messenger RNA. RefSeq lists its product as uncharacterized. The coding region runs from base 94 to 615 and encodes 173 amino acids. The transcript is spliced from 2 exons. NCBI's taxonomy places the organism in Eukaryota, Metazoa, Arthropoda, Insecta, Diptera, Drosophilidae. The record is from RefSeq and is a predicted model, not a curated record.
UCCUCUAGGCCAUCUCUAGCAGGUCAUUUCGCUUGACAUUUCCUUUUUAAUUUUAAUCAAAGAAUAAAUCCGUCCGGAAAAAAGCAAGGAAACAUGAAUGCCGAAGUGGACAUGGAUGCCGAUAUGGAGUUUCUGGAUAGUGCGAUCGAUGUAGUAUUUGAUGCAGAUCUUACUGUGGAACCGCAAGUACGAAAGCAGCUUUUGGAGCUGGUCUACGCCAGGACCAAUCGACUGCUGAUGCAAGCCCACGAAAAUAGGAACGAUAGGCACAGCAACGACAUUACGCUCGCCGACUGGGAAAAGGUGCCAAAGGUGCAGAAGAAAAAGAGGAGCAAACUACUGAGCAUAGACGAGAAAAACGACAUCAUGGCAAAUCAGAAAUCCGACAUGCCCAUGCCCAGUACCACUGGACCCUGCUCUGGGCUGAUGUUGCCGCCCUGGCGACACUGCAAGAUGGGUCCCACGGCCAUCCUGAAGGAAGUGCAGGCACCACCGGAGAUUGCUACUGCUCCAAGGUCCAGUGGUGCAACCUUCCAGGGGUAUUACUCGGUCAAGGGCGUGCCACGUUUCCCUGCUGCAAAGGCCCUACCAAUGGGUGCCUUUAACUUCCGCUAGGAAUCGAACCGCCCAUCAGACGAGAUAGGAUCCUAUUUCUUAGACUUACAGCAACAGAAACAUUAUGAAUCAAUCAAAUGGGAUUACAUUUCAUCUUAGUUCAAUGGAAAUAAAGAGAAGGAUGUCUCUAACCUCUAGAGAUGGCCAGAAAUGACAUUUGAA